GUGGUGGUGUCAGUACAGAUACACCUAAUGGUAAUGGCGGAAUUGAUAAUCCUGCCAUGGAUCCAGUUGAAUUAAAUGUAUAUGGCUUGUAUUCGAAGCGCAAUUCGGUCACAUGUCCAGCGCAAGGAGAGCUCAAACGUAAAAGCAGCUACGGUUUCACACAUCUAACACGAGAGGCGUUGCCGCGAUUAGAUAACUAUCGGUUGUCAUUACGAGCAUUCAAGCGACCUUCAAUCAGCUUAUUGCAUGGAGAGGUUUUGGAACACAUACCCGAAACUGCAAAAGACGUUGAAGAACAAUCAUCUGUUAACCAUUCAACAAUAAAGCUGGGAUGGAUCGUUGGAGUAUUGAUUCCGUGCCUCUUAAACAUCUGGGGGGUUAUGUUGUUCUUGCGGUUGUCAUGGGUAGUUGCUCAAGCUGGUAUUUUCAUGUCUCUAUGCAUCAUUGCCAUAUCCUUCACUGUUUGUGUCAUUACUACACUAUCGCUGUCCGCGAUUUCUACAAAUGGAGAAGUUAAAGGCGGGGGAAUAUACUAUAUUAUUUCGCGAACACUUGGCCCCGAAUUUGGAGCUUCAGUUGGUAUUGUAUUUGCAUUUGCUAAUGCUGUUGCAGCAUCAAUGAAUACAAUUGGUUUCUGUUCGUCACUUAACGAUUUAUUUAAGGAAAAAGGAUGGAAAAUUAUCGACAAUGAUGUGAAUGACAUACGGAUUGUUGGUGCUAUCGCAUUGGCUAUCAUGAUCAUUAUUUGUGCUAUUGGAAUGGAGUGGGAGACAAAGGCACAAAAUUUUCUUCUAGCCAUUAUUGUAGCGGCCAUUUUCAACUUUGUUAUUGGAAGUAUUAUUGGUCCGAGUAUUGAUGAAAAAAAAAUCAGUAAAGGAUUUAUUGGAUUCAGUACGGCAGUUUUUUCGGAGAAUUGGAGGCCGGACUAUAGAUUCAGUGAAAAAGUCAAUCAGAAUUUUUUCAGUGUUUUUGCAAUUUUUUUCCCAAGUGUGACGGGUCUACAGGCUGGUGCUAAUAUUUCUGGAGAUUUAAAAGAUCCUUCGACCUCGAUUCCCAAAGGAACACUGUUGGCUUUGUUAAUUUCUGCAAUUUCGUAUGCAGUAUUCGUUGUUUUUGCGGGCGGUUCGGCUGUACGUGACGCUUCGGGAAUCAUCAGUGAUAUUGUAAAUGGCACAUUAGUUGGAGUUGAACCACAUUGCUUAAAGAAUAAGACAUGCGAAUUCGGUCUCCACAAUUCAUAUACAAUCAUGCAAUUAAUGUCGAAAUAUGAAGGGCUCAUUUAUGCAGGAUGUUGGGCGGCAACACUUAGUACUGCUUUAACAAAUUUAUUGUCCGUACCUCGAUUGAUUCAAGCUCUUGGUAUCGAUCGCAUAUAUCCAGGCUUAAUUUUCUUCUCCAAGGGCUAUGGAAAACACGGUGAACCGUAUCGUGGAUAUGUUCUAACAUUUUUCAUUUCAUUAAUAUUUUUACUUAUUGCCGAAUUGAAUCUCAUUGCCCCGUUGAUCAGCAAUUUCUAUCUCGCUUCAUAUGCGCUAAUCAACUUCUGCACAUUUCAUGCUGCUUUUGUAAAGCCGCUAGGCUGGCGUCCAACUUUUAAGUAUUAUAACGUGUGGUUGAGUUUAUUUGGCUUCGUAUUGUGUGUGGCUAUUAUGUUCCUUAUUCAUUGGGUGUCGUCUUUGAUAACAUUCAUCAUGAUUUUGGCUUUGUAUUUGGUAGUGGUUUAUCGUAAGCCCGAUGUUAAUUGGGGCUCAACAGCACAGGCUCAAACAUAUAAAUCGGCGUUAACAUCUACAUAUCGACUUACACAAAUUGGCGACCAUGUGAAAAAUUACCGUCCACAAAUUCUUGUUUUGGCUGGAACAUUACAAAGUCGUCCACCUCUCGUUGAUCUAGCCAACUUGAUUACUAAGCAUAAUUCCUUGAUGAUUGUGGGAGAUGUUAUAACGAAAAAGAUAUCCUACAAAACUCGACGACGAAUGAUCGACGAAGGACAACGGUGGUUGACUGGACGGAAAAUUAAGGCUUUCUAUAAUAUUGUUGAGGGAUUAGAUUUCGAGACGGGUGUUCGAGCUUUGAUCCAAACAUCAGGUGUUGGGAAAUUGGCACCAAAUAUUUUACUCAUGGGCUAUAAGUCAGACUGGCAAACAUGUAAUCACCAAGAUUUGGUCUCUUACUUCAAUGUUUUGCAUUAUGCGUUCAGCAAUCGAUUGUCUGUGGCAAUUUUACGUUUGCCUAAUGGACUAGAUCUAUCGUUAGAUGUCGAAGUUGAUACAACACCACCAAAUGGCCUGGCGACUCCGACUAGUUCGUUUACAAACUUUAAUAACUUAGAAAAUGGAAUCGGAAGCUCAAACUUACGUAAAGAUGUGCUACAGUCACAAAAUCAAAAUGGAGCUGCACCCACAAUAAUGCAUGCCGAUUCAUACUUGAACAUUUACAAAAUUCCACCAUCGACAACAGCAGCAACAGCUUCAAAAGUAUCUACAGAGUCCGCCACUCAAAUUAAUGAAAAAGUUGUAGAACAGAAAAAUUGUCGAAAAGCCAAUCUUUCUUAUACAUCCAACGAUUCAACAAUACCAAAAGAAUUACUCAAUCAGUUAGGAAUAUUCCACUCAUCAUCACAUAAUGGAACGAUCGAUGUUUGGUGGCUUUAUGAUGAUGGUGGUCUUACCAUUUUGAUUCCUUACAUUUUAUCACUGAGAUCACAAUGGUCACGUUGUAAAAUUCGCAUAUUUGCUUUAACCAAUCAUCAAAUGGAGCUCAAAGUGGAAGAGCAAAACAUGGCCAAACUACUUGCAAAACUCCGCAUUGAUUACUCAUGUUUAAUUAUGCUGCAAGAUGUAAAACAAAAACCGAAACCUGAAACAAUGCAACUGCAUAAGUCGCUAUUAGAUGGCUUCAAUGAGGGACAAGAAUCAGAAUGUGUGACUGAAGCAGAAAAAUCCAUCCUCGAAGAAAAAACCAAUUUACAAUUACGAUUACGUGAGCUACUUUUGAAACACUCCACCGAUGCAUCUUUAGUGGUGAUGUCCCUUCCCAUGCCAAGACAAGGUGCUGUCUCAGCCGCACUAUAUUUAUCAUGGUUGGAAGUACUCACAAAGGACAUGCCGGCAUUUUUAUUGGUUCGGGGAAACCAGAAUUCAGUAUUAACAUUUUAUUCUUAGUCAAUUCAAACUCACAUUUUUUCUAGAGCUAACAAUUUUAGAAUUUAAUUAAUCAAGUAUUUAAAAAAAAAACAGAUAUUAAGCCAUUUGAACCAACAUUAUUUUCGCACCAUAAUAAUAUUGUUAGUUUUUUUAAAAAUAAAGAGUCUUACGGGAGUAAGACGAACUUUUCCGCACGGUGGUAGUUGCGUAUUUUA
This is a messenger RNA of Contarinia nasturtii (swede midge), 3361 nucleotides long. RefSeq names its product bumetanide-sensitive sodium-(potassium)-chloride cotransporter (gene NKCC). Bases 57 to 3164 code for a protein of 1035 amino acids. Gene Ontology annotation, cellular component: membrane. Gene Ontology annotation, molecular function: sodium:potassium:chloride symporter activity. NCBI's taxonomy places the organism in Eukaryota, Metazoa, Arthropoda, Insecta, Diptera, Cecidomyiidae. Gene Ontology annotation, biological process: chloride transmembrane transport; chloride ion homeostasis; cell volume homeostasis. The transcript has 23 exons. The record is from RefSeq and is a predicted model, not a curated record.